This is a messenger RNA of Ichthyophthirius multifiliis, 2613 nucleotides long. RefSeq lists its product as hypothetical. Lineage: Eukaryota; Ciliophora; Oligohymenophorea; Hymenostomatida. The record is from RefSeq and is a predicted model, not a curated record. The transcript has 4 exons. The annotation marks the transcript as partial.
AUGAGAUAAAAUAAUUCAAGAUCACUCUCAUCAAAGUUUACAAUAAUAAAAUCCUAAGCAUAAAAGGACGAAACCUCUAUUUUAAACUUUGAUGGUUUAAAAAUAACUGACGACGAAAAAUUAGAUCAAAAAGAUACAUCAUAUCAUGAAACAGUAAAAUAAUAUAAAAAACAAACAUAAUAAUAAAUAUAUAAAAAAUAAAAUAAGUUAGUUUAUGAAUAUCUUCGAAAAACCAAAAUGGAGGGAAUAAUUCUUUUAGCUCUUCGAUAAGCUAUAAAUGGGAAUUAAAUACCGAAAAAUCCUUAUUGCGCAAUAUCCCGUUCAUUAAUACAAAGUAAUUUAAAAAACGAUUUGGUUUAGAAUUUCGAAAAUAUAGCAAAACAUUUUCGAAAAAAUGCAGUUUCAAAAUAAGGAAUAUAUGGAAUAUCAAGCGUUUAAUUUUAAAAAACAUAAAUUUUUGGCCUAAAACAUAUUUUAGAGUUAAUAGAUUUACCCAGAUUUGAGUUAUAUUUAGAAGCCAUAAAGGAAAUUUUACUAAAUUAUAAAUUCACAAAUGAAAAUUUUGAAAUUGAAAUCACUAAUAGUAUAAGUGGAGGUAUUAUGUUUAAAAGUGAACUUUUUCCAUAUGCUAGUUCUCAUCCUAAAGAUUUAGAAAUUUUUUGUGAAGUAUUUGUUACUGCUCAAAAUAAAGAUGUUGCUUUAGAUGCAUUUACAAAGUUUGUAAAAAAAUAUUAUAAAUAUCUAUAUAUAUAAAUAAAAUAGGUUAGUGAAGAUGUUAUUACUAUUUCAAAAGAAAAAACAAUGAAUAUUAUCAAAGAAUUUAUUUUUUAUAAAUCUGAUUCACAUAGUUAAAAAAAGAAUAUUAAAAAAGGUUGGAAUGUAAAAGAUAUUAUUUUAAAAUAAAAUGAAUUUAUUGCAGAUUUAAAUAUAUAUACCUCUACGAAAUAAAGUUUAUAUUGGAAAGGAUAUAUGAAAGUGAUGCGUUUCGAAGAUAACGAAGGAAUACUAGACACUGAAUUAAUAGAUGAAUUUGAAAAUAACGACGAUAGUAAUAAUAAUGAAGAAUAGAAAACAAUAACCUAAAAAUUACGAAAGAAAAUAUUUUAAUAUAUCGAAGUAUAUAAAGUCUAUAAUUUUCAUUACAUAAAUCCUUCUAAAGAAGAUUAAACAGAAUCUUUUUCUAGUUAGAAAUUAGGAAGUUUAUUAAAGGGCAUAUUUUUAAACUAAAAAAGUGCUGAGUAAUACGCCAGAUUUUUUUAUAAACCAAACGAAUAAUUUAUAUAAUCUAAAAACUUACGAUAAUUCAUCGACUUUUAAUUAAAACUAGUAUUUAAAAAAUGGUAAGACUAAAAUAUUAUGGCCUGUACAUGGGAAUUAAUGUAUAUGGUCCUAAUUAUAUAGGAAGAUGACCUAAGAAGGUCUUUAAUGGACUCAAUAAUUUAAAUUUUAAGUUCUGAUUUGUCCGCUUUACUAGCUUUAUCUAAAAGCAAUAUCAUUUUGCAAUAAUUAAUUGAUUUAUACGAAAACACAUCCUAAGCAAUUAUUAAAGGAGUCAUUAUUUCCUCAUAUAAGGUUUAUAAAUAAAAACUAAAUGGAGUAUAUGCAAAAUCCUCUAAUUCAGAUAUUUUGAGAAACCGAGAACUCCUUUAUAUUCUUUUUAAAGAAAUGGAGGAUAAACAAGGAGAAUUUGAUAUAAAUCCCAAAAGCAAUCUUGUAUUGAGAACUAUUCGUAAAAUCACUAAAUAUACAGGUCUUGGUAAUUUAUAAUAAAUAGGAAGUUUAACCAAAAAUGUACCUGAAUAUAUAAUGGUCACCCUAGAAAAAAGAAAAUUAUUAAAUAAAGAUGAUGUCGAUUAUAUUACUUAUGAUAAGUUUUUGUAAAAAAAAGCAGUUUAUAGGGUACUUAAUGUAGAAUAAGAAGUCGGGUAAAUUAAAAAAACUUAAGAAUUCAAAAAAAUGCCAAUAUAAGAUAUUGAAGAUAAACUUAUUCUUACUUAUUUUGAUAAAUAUGAUGUAUAUGAUACUCUUUAUCUUAUUUUAAGAGAAAUCUUUUUUGGAUAAUAAUUACCUAAUCCUAUUCCUAAUAUAGUUUUAAGAAUAGAGGCUAAAGCUUUGAAAUACUAAAUUUUCGAAGUUAAAUAAAAAGACAUUGCUUAAACCCUCCUUUAAAAUUUAGAAGAUGAUGAUAAAAUAGAUAGAAAAUUAUUAAAAAAUUCAACACCUGAUAUAUUUAAAUAUUAUAAUGAAGAUAUGAAAAGAUUUGGACUUAAACCUGUUUAUGGACUAAAAGAUAGCCUAAGUUAUGCAGCUAUAUAAUAAUUAUGUGAAAGGAAAUUAUAUUUAGAAAAAUAUUUGGCUUGGUAAAAUUCUUUUAAGAAAAAACCCCCCGAAAACUAUUAAAUAGCAGAUAUUUUAUCAGUUACAGGCUCUAAUUUAUUCUAACAUUAAUAAAUAACAAAAAGGGAUUAUGUAGAAUGGAAUUUCGCCUGGGAAUUUCUAAUAAAAGGAGAAAAUUAAAUUAUAGCCUAAAAUAUAUAUUACGAUCUUUUAAUAUCUUAUGUAUAUUGGCUUAAUACUAAAGAUGCGAUUGUAAUUGGUUUUUUUUUAGAAGGA